Messenger RNA from Argiope bruennichi, 643 nucleotides. RefSeq names its product proteasome assembly chaperone 4-like. The transcript is spliced from 2 exons. Gene Ontology annotation, biological process: proteasome assembly. The record is from RefSeq and is a predicted model, not a curated record. Bases 162 to 515 code for a protein of 117 amino acids. Lineage: Eukaryota; Metazoa; Arthropoda; Arachnida; Araneae; Araneidae.
AAUUAAAAACAUUGUUGGAGUUAUAUUUGAUUUGAAAUUCUUUGCAUUCGCUUAUUAUUUUGUACGUGUGUGAAGAUAUGGAUUCUUACAUAUGGACUAGUUUCAAGCCGUAUGUUUAUUGUUUAUUAGUCAGUAUUUUCAGAAACGAAAAUUGAAAUAGAAUGGAGGACUCAACAAUUAAAGUUCACACAUUUGAAGAAAAUUUACUUGGCUGUCCAGUAGCAUUUCAUGUAAUGAAGAUGAAAGAGAGCUUAUUCAUUUGGAUUGGAGACCAAGGGAAUUUUGACAGUCUUGCUGUUGCUAUGUCAACACCUUAUAACAGUGCACCAAUUUCAUCUUCAUUAAUGGGACCCACAGCAGAUGAGAGCAGUUGCUCUCUAGCCUCGAGAUUAAGCAAGAAAAUAGGAAAGCAGGUUUUUGCUAGCUACAACAUAUCUCAAAGUGAUAGCAACUUAAUGCUGUAUGUGACACAAAGACUUAUACAAGAAAUGACUGACAAACCUGAAUAUUUUUAGGAAUGUAUUUAUAAUACCAAUGGCAAAAUUCAAAAAGUUUCAUAUGUAAUCAUAUCUUGCACCUCUAUACUGUGUCUUAAAAAGCAUUCAAUUGAUAUAUUUUUCAUUAAACACUGAUUUUCAUUUUA